UACGGUAACCUGGACCCACAUGGUCCUGCUGCAGUGGAUCAUACCCCACCGGAACUCUCUAAAACCUCUACCACUCAACAGCUUCUUUUUAAAACAUUUCACCACCUCAACAUCUUAUUGUUUUGAGGAAAUUUCUUCUUUUUUUUCUUUCAUCCCUCCUGCGCGCAGCCCGGGGUCUCGACCAGACUUGGGGCCGGUGAAACAGCGUCAUGGCUCGGGAGAACGGAGACACCGGCAGCGGAGAGACGUGGAAGAAACAGGUCGAUGACAUCAAGAAGAUCUUUGACUUUAAGGAAGUCCUCGGAACUGGGGCGUUUUCAGAGGUGGUUCUGGCCCAAGAGAAGCUGACCGGCCGCAUGUUUGCCGUGAAAUGCAUCCCCAAGAAGGCUCUGAAGGGGAAGGAGAGCAGCAUUGAGAACGAGAUUGCUGUGCUGAGGAAAAUCAAGCAUGAAAACAUCGUGGCUUUGGAGGACAUCCAUGAGAGUCCGGACCACCUCUACCUGAUCAUGCAGCUGGUGUCUGGCGGAGAGCUGUUUGACCGAAUUGUUGAAAAAGGAUUUUACACAGAAAAGGAUGCGAGCACACUGAUCCGACAAGUCCUGGAUGCUGUGAACUACCUGCACAAGAUGGGGAUCGUGCACCGAGACCUGAAGCCUGAGAACUUGUUGUAUUUUAAUCCACAAGACGAAUCCAAGAUCAUGAUAAGUGACUUCGGUCUGUCAAAGAUGGAGGGCAGUGGUGAUGUCAUGUCCACAGCCUGUGGGACGCCAGGAUACGUGGCUCCAGAGGUUCUUGCACAGAAGCCGUACAGCAAGGCAGUAGACUGCUGGUCCAUUGGAGUGAUUGCCUACAUUCUGCUGUGUGGUUAUCCUCCAUUUUAUGAUGAAAACGACUCCAAGCUGUUCGAGCAGAUCCUUAAAGCCGACUACGAGUUUGACGCACCAUACUGGGAUGACAUAUCGGAUUCAGCCAAGGACUUUAUCAGCUGUCUGAUGGAGAAAGAUCCGGCCAAGAGAUUCACCUGCGAACAGGCCCUCAGACAUCCCUGGAUUGCUGGGGACACGGCGCUCUGCAAGAACAUCCAUGAAUCAGUCAGCCGGCAGAUCAGAAAGAACUUUGCCAAGAGCAAAUGGAGGCAAGCGUUCAACGCCACCGCUGUGGUGCGGCAUAUGAGGCGACUACAACUUGGCAGCAGCAUGGGCAGCAGCAUGGACGCCUCCAACCCCAGGCCGAGCCAGACGCAGAGGCCGGUCCAAAGCCAGAGCCAAGCGGGGCAGAACCAAACCGCUCAGGGCCAAAACAGCGGCCAGGCAGCACAAAGCCAAGGCACCAGCAGCAACGCCAGCAAGAACUCCUCCGCAGAUAACAACGUAGCCGCUCCGCGCAAAGAAUGUGUCCCUGCACCCGUCACCCCCUGCAGCCUGGCAUCCGCAGCCUCGUCUCCCGCUGCAGGGACGGAGCUGACCCGGACCCACCCCUCAGCGGUGCCCGCCCCGAUGAUGACGGAGACCAAGUGACGCCAGGUACCGCGGGGCACCAGCUGGGAGGCCACAGCGCUGUGAGACCAAGAGAGUCCAAAAUAAAAAAUAAAAAAAUUGGACGACCAGAGAAGAGGGCGAUCAUACUCUUCGUUGUCCUUCCCACUCUUGGAUGCAUUUUCUCUUGGAUGUGGCACCCAACUAGUUCCCUGCCCUGCUCAAAGGAGAGCAGAGGACUUUAUAACGCCCAACCCCUACGAUUCAAGCCAACAUUGCCAUACUUUAUGCCCGACCAGGAUAGCUUACAGGAUUCUUCUUGUAGCAACAAAGCAUCCACAGACUCUCACUAAAGGAGGUCUGCAUGGUCGGCUGCUCUGUGCUUACGCAGCAACUGGGGACUCAUGGUGCAUCUGAUAGCAUCAUUAAUAUUCAGUCAACUACCCUCUGGAAUCUGGGCUUUUCUGUUUCAGUUUAUUCAGCUUGUUUCAACUUUGACUGUUGGCAACUGGAUUGUUUCAUUCUUUAUUCUUCCGGUUAAUUUAAAAGGUGGCAUGUGCAACUUUCAGUAGACAGAGCAUUGUCAAAUGAAUAUUGCCAUUUUGGUAUAAUUACUGUAAAUAAGCCAUAGGUGAGAUAAUUGACAAGGAGUCAGUUACUUCAUUGUAAGUAGGUAUUUCUCUAAAUAAUUGCUCGUUUCCCAGAAUUCUAUUGUCUCAUUUCACCAUCACUACAUUCUGUGUUUUGAGUAUUAAUGCAAAAAACAGGCAGACUGUCUUCUGUACAAUGAGCUCUCUGCGUAUACCCGGAUUUGACUAAAGACACAGAGUGAUUUGGCGACGACACAGUUAGGUGAGAAUCCUACACUUAACAUCUUUGUAUGUGUCCUUACAGGCUUGUUUUCAAUGUUCAUGCUUGCAGAAGUGCUUUAAAGGUACCAUGUAACUGUUGAGAUGUGGACGGCAUGAAUAUACGCUUUAUCUUUUGUGCACAAGGAAGGUCAGACCGGUUGCCUCUGACAAAUUAGCUGCCAUGCACAUGGAUUUAUCAGACAGAAAAAAAGAGAUUGUACACCUAUGAAAACAAAUGGAUGUCUUGUAAAGGUUGUUAACUGUGUAAAGUCAUCUAAUUUGUUUAAUUAUUUUUUUGUAACAAUCACCCUUUAAGAGAGAAGCAUACAGGUUACUAUGAACCAUGCAGCAAAUGGAAGAGAAAUGACAUAGAUCUGUGUUUAUGAGAAAACUGCCUCCACAUCAGAAUGGUAAUCAAUAUAAAUGACCAUUUGAGUUUCCCAUUGGAUUAGAGUGACCCAUAAGCAGUGCAAAGUACUCAUACCCCUUGAGCUUUUUCACAUUUUGCCGCAUUUACAACGCAUUUUAACAAAGUUUUCACAAACAUCCAUCUGAGAAGUGUGGCAUGCCUAUUCAUUCAGUCUCCAGAUAUUCAGUGCACAUGGCUGGACUGUAGUUACUUAGUAGGUGACAUCUGGAAGCAACUAGUUGUACUGGACAUUUUGUUGUAUGAGAGUAAAGGAUGCUGAAUGUGAGCAUACUUUUCACAUUUCGGCUUGUAAAGAAAAUAAGGAAAUACAUGUACCCUUUACAUUCCAAUUCUCAAUUAUAGUCUACUUUGGGUUGGUCUAUCAAAUAUACUAACCCCAAUUUACAGUGAAGUUUAUGGUGUUAAUAUAGCAAAGUGUGAAAAAGAUCAAGGGCUGUGAAUGCUUGUUGGAUGUACUGUGGUCCCAAGAAGGCGAAUAAAUGCAGGAUGGGUAGGAAACCAUCUCAGAGUAUCAGGAAGCUGUUUUAGCUGCCGUUCCUUCCCCCUCUAAUGAAGCCAUGAUCUCACCUUCUUCUACUUUAAGCUGCACCCAGUUCAGAAGUCCUCAGGGAAAUCUGUGGCUGCACUGUGAACACCAGUUUCCUGUUGGGUUUUUGUUUUGUUGUAUUCACGGUCGAUCACAGUAAAGAAGUUCUGGGAGAGGUUACUGUUAAUGAUCCAAGGGUCAAGAUCUGAGCUCAGCUCCUAUCCCAUUGUAUUAGUGAUGUGUCACAUGAACUUUGAGGAUUUGAAAAAGACAAAAGUAGUCCUUUUCAGUUGUGGACUUCUUGAAACUAUUACUUGAUUAGAUACAGGCUAGGUUUUGAAAUCAGUUUAUUAGCUUGUCUGAUUUUUUCCAAUGGAUUUAUUAGCUUAGCUUCUUUUCCUGUAAGUUCUGUUUAAUUGUUUUUUCCACCUUUUCUUCUUGUUUUGAAUGGUCCUGAUUUAAACAACCCAACUGGUAGUAUUAAUUUUUCAGACAUAAUUCAAAAACCGAACUGUUCACUGCCGGGUGCUCAAUCUCACACACAUAUCAGAUUGUCACAUCCUUAUUAGAUGUAAAUGUUAUGAUCCCUUUAUUGUGAAUUGUAGCCAAAGACUUGUGUUUGCUUUUGAGACAAACUGAUUCAUGUUAAAGUGGUUGACUAGUUACAGCAAAGUUAUUCUGGGGUGAAAUAGUUCAGAACACAAGCUAAAACUAAGGGCUGAACUCCAUCUGAAAACUAAUCUAGGAACGCAUGGGCCUUUGAUCCCUCCUUUUGCCAUAUACCUUUGUUAUUAUCUACACAGUUGUACUGCUAAACGAAGAGAGAAAAAGGGGGUCUCAGUUGAAGCAGGGUUGACAGUAAGCCCACCGCAUUGUUCUGUGUGUUAGGAAUCACCUGCCACACCCUGAAAUUGAUUUAAACGGACAACAAUGAGACAUUUCUCAGUCCAAAUAUAACUUUGGUUACAGAAGUCAGCAUUUUUUUAUUUUUACUGCUCUGUUAAGGUUUUUUAUAACUGCCAAAACUCUUUUCUCGUUUAAAUGUUUUAUUCUGGAAUAUUUAAGAUUCUUCAUCGUAAUUCUCUGUUGACCAAAGCUUAUGGUCCCUUUUGUCAGGUUGGUAAUUCGUGUUUUGCUAGUUUUUAUGCUGCAUUCUUCAAAACAGAGAAUUAUUGUUUGGUUGUGAGUUCACAGAGAAUAUUGGCUGAAGGGAAAUAAAACAAUUGUUUUAUUUCCAAAUAAGAAAAAGGUGAUGGUCAGCAGACUUGUAGUGGUUAUUUUGCAAAUAUGAAUCAUUACCCCUAAGUGUAAAAACCAAUCUUUAAAUGCACAGUUAUGUUUAUUUUUAGAAAGGUUUUGUUAAGAGGUUACGACCUUUAAUUUUUUAUUUGCUUUACUUUCAUUUAUUUUCCAACUUAAGGUUAGUCAAAGUUGAGGCCAAGACAAACGUAAUGUUCUGCUGUGUGAUUAGGACUCCCAUCUUAGAAGUAGGAACCUUUAAGCCAUCAUCGGGUUUGAUGUAGACUAUUAUUUUCAGAGAAGCUGGUUGUCACGGCACAUGACAGUGACCAUCCUAUUUGAAACACCUACUACUGGCCUGUCAGAUCUAUAUAGCUGAAGGACCAUAAAGAACAAAUUAAUAUUCAUUAAUUUGUCACACCACUUUCAAGAAGCCACAUUCAAACCCUUUUUGCAGAUCUUUUCAAAGGAAAGACCUUUGCCAAUUUUCUUCACAGAAACAGUCCAUAAACAACAUUUCCUGCCCCUUUUGCAUAUGAAAAAAUAUAUUUACUCACUACUCUUAAAAUACAACUUGUAAUGCUAGAGUUCACUGUAAAACAUUAUAAUAUUUACACCUGUUUGUUUGGCUGGACACAGUUAACAUUUAAUUUUGUUUCAGUUGGGAUGGUCUUUGCUCUGGACAAGAGCCUACCACCAACUUCCUAACCACUGACUUCUGUGUUAAUAAUAAAUCUAAUGCUAACAUGAUUGUGACUUAAAGGUUCCUAAAAAUGUGUUUAUAUGAAUUGAGGUGACAUUUUCGAAUUAUUUUAACAUGCCAGAAGUUUGCAUUUGUUUUGACCUUGCGAUGAUUAGCUGUUAGCUAGAAAGCUAAUCUCUGUUUCAUCAAUAUCUUAAGUAGAGCUGCAUGUAAUCAGGAAUAGUAUUGCUAGAAAAGCUGAAUAAUUUCCCAUUAAGCAGCAAAGUGGUGAAUCUGCAUACAUUAGUAUGCAUAAUCUGUCCUGCUUUAACAUCUCAUUUCAUGCUAAUUAAAAGGAACAGUUCAGGAUUUUUGAUGUGAAAUUCUGUUUAAGGGUUGCGAGCAGCUAAUAUUUUACCUGCGAUAGAUAACUCUGUUGGGAUCUUUAUUUAGUAUAAAUCUUGAUUAGUUGGUCCUGGAAGCUAAAGCUCACUACUAGUCCCAGGGGGGCCAAAGCGGACUCCUGCCAUCUUAAAACAACUUUAAUCUGAAAAACGAUAUUUUAUGAAUAUUUAAACUCUUAUGUUUGCCUCAGAUGGUUACUUACAUAAAAGCCAAUAAUUAUUUACACAGGAAAUAGUAGUAGGAAGUGGUACGUCACCAAUGAUUGUUCUGUGUGAAACAUAUCUCCCUGAAAUAUAUGUGUCUGAUAGAAACAUAAGGCCAUCUACAAAUAAAAAAAAAAAACUGUUUUAUUUAAACUGUUGUUAUAUAUCACUGUACUUUUAAAUCAAACAGAUACUUGGACGGGAAACACUUUACAUGUUCUGCUCUCAGUACAUGUUUUAUGCAGGAAGAUCAUUGGUGGCGCAGUUCCUCCUACCUUCAUUUCCUUUUUAAAUAUUCAUUGGCUUCUAAAUAACUGCCCAAUGCACAGACAAGAACAGUUUAAAAUUUCAUGAAAUAUUAUUUUCAUAAUUCGCUUUUAGGUUUUUGACAUUGGAAUCGUUUUAUGAUGGUUGAACUAUGCUUUGGUCAUUGCCCAUCUCAGAGUAGUUAGCUUUGUUGUAUACUACAGUGGUUCCCAACCAACUUUUUGACUUGUGUACCCCCUGAGCCAUUUAGUUAUACCACAGGUACCCCGUCAGUCAAAUGUGUUAGCAAAAGUAGAAUGCACAACAACUGAUUAUUAAAUCGAAAUCUUCUUAUUUCAUCUCAUAACUUGAACAUUUAGUUCUUAGGUUUUUUAUUCUUUUUAGCUCAAAUUGUAACAAAAACUGGAGCUCUUUUGAAUAAGACCCCAAAAAAACCAACAUUUAAACUAAAAAAAAAAAAAGAAACAGAACACCUAUAAAAAAAUAAUAUUUAGGCUCACUAUAUAAGUUCUACUUUGUUUUCAUCAUUUAACUGAGCUGUAUUGAGACACCUGAGCUUGAUUAUCUUCAAUAAGCUUUGAUAGAUCUGGAGGCAGAGUGCAAACAGCUGUUACUUUUCUCUUUCCCACUCCCGGUAGCGGAGCGUCAUACAGAUGAACAACAAUGACACCCCUGCUCUAGUCUUUCCUACCUGUAGUUGUUUAAUUGUGCCUUUUUUGCUCUUUUGGUUGAUAAGAGCUUGAUGUAUUUUGCACCUGGGUCCUAAUAAAACAUUACACAUUAUCCUUACUAACUGAUGAUAUUUACCCCUCAUCUUGGAAAUAAAAUAUUAAAUGUUUCUACGUACACCCUGCAAUGUGCUCACGUACCACUGGUAUACAACACAAAGACCCUAAGAAAGUUUUCUUUUGCACUUAAAAUAUUAACUACUUAUAACAUUUUCACCAGACCUCACUUCAAAAAAAUCCUGAACUAUCCCUUUAAGCGCCCACAAUUAUAUUAAAGUAAUUCUGGAGCAAUUCCCAAUGAUAUUUAAGAGGCUGUAAAAAUAAUGUUAUUAUAAAUAUUGAUUACUUUCCUUUUACUUUACACCAAAUUGGCCUAUGACAUUUAAAAUAUACCUCAUGCUCAAUACUGUGUAAUUAUAACAAUUUUAUAACAUACCUUCAAUAAUAUAAGACUUAGGCCCUGAUCUUCAAAGAUCCCAAUUAGCGGGUGCUAAUGGUGUUGUGAGCAAUUUUCAAAGAUUGCAAGUGCAAUGAAUAACAGGUGCAAAACAGAUGCCGACAGCCCUAUUUAAAUGAGGAAAUUGCAUGUGCUACUGGCUGGAACAAGAGGAAGAGCA
Molecule: messenger RNA, 7423 nt
Organism: Girardinichthys multiradiatus
Lineage: Eukaryota; Metazoa; Chordata; Actinopteri; Cyprinodontiformes; Goodeidae
Gene: camk1da
Product: calcium/calmodulin-dependent protein kinase 1Da
Exons: 11
Coding region: 210-1517 (435 amino acids)
Biological process (GO): peptidyl-serine phosphorylation
Cellular component (GO): intracellular anatomical structure; cytoplasm
Molecular function (GO): ATP binding; calmodulin binding; calcium/calmodulin-dependent protein kinase activity
Source: RefSeq, a predicted model, not a curated record